CGCAAGUCAGAGAAGCGAGGAGGAGGCGAGAGAUUUGCAUCCCGAGGGAGAAUAGAAAGGGACCCAACCCAAAUCAAAUCCCUGGUGCCCCCUUCCUUCCCCCACACGCCGCCGUCGCCGCCGCCGCCGUGAGGACUCCGGCGAAUGGCGUCCCGCAUCGCCUCGGGCCUCCUCCGCCGCCGCGCCGGCGCCAACCUAGGCCUCCUAAGGAGUUAUACACAUGUCAGAAACUACAGCAGUCAACUUUCAGCUUUGAUUCCAGCUACGUCCCAGUGCUCGAAGCUAACGAGAAGACGUUAUUACAUGCCGAAUGCCUCUCCAUACCAAGUUUGGAGUAGGUCAUUUGCUUCAGAUAAUGAAGACAAGGUUGAGGCUGUUGUGCCCUUCAUGGGUGAAUCUGUAACUGAUGGAACUCUUGCUAACUUCUUGAAGAAACCUGGUGACAGAGUCGAGGCCGAUGAGCCCAUAGCACAGAUUGAAACUGAUAAGGUUACUAUAGAUGUUGCAAGUCCUGAAGCUGGUGUUAUUGAAAAGUUCAUUGCUAGUGAAGGUGAUACAGUUACUCCAGGCACCAAAAUUGCAAUCAUAUCAAAGUCUGCUCAAUCUGCUGAAACACAUGUUGCUCCAUCUGAGGAAGCAACUCCAAAAGAAUCCUCUCCACCAAAAGUUGAAGAGAAACCAAAAGUAGAGGAGAAAGCGCCAAAAGUAGAACCACCAAAGACACAAGCACCUAAGCCUGCUGCACCAUCAAAAACGUCUCCUUCAGAACCACAGCUCCCUCCAAAAGAACGAGAGCGGCGGGUGCCAAUGCCAAGGCUCAGGAAGCGUAUUGCAAACCGUUUGAAGGAUUCUCAGAACACCUUUGCAAUGCUGACCACAUUUAAUGAAGUUGACAUGACCAAUUUGAUGAAGCUUCGUUCUGAUUAUAAAGAUGAGUUCGUCACAAAGCAUGGUGUCAAAUUGGGUCUCAUGUCCUGCUUUGUCAAGGCUGCUGUUUCUGCACUUCAAAACCAGCCCAUUGUCAAUGCUGUCAUUGAUGGUGAUGACAUCAUAUACAGGGACUAUGUUGAUGUCAGUGUUGCUGUUGGCACUUCCAAGGGCCUUGUGGUGCCUGUUAUCCGGGAUGCUGAUACGAUGAACUUUGCUGACAUUGAGAAAGGGAUAAACAACCUCGCAAAGAAGGCAAAUGAGGGGGCACUGUCAAUUGAUGACAUGGCAGGAGGAACAUUCACCAUCUCCAAUGGUGGUGUUUAUGGAAGCCUUAUCAGCACACCUAUCAUCAACCCCCCACAGUCAGCAAUUCUUGGGAUGCAUUCCAUUGUGCAACGCCCUGUGGUUGUGAACGGCGACAUCCUCGCAAGGCCGAUGAUGUACCUCGCCCUGACAUACGACCACAGGCUGAUUGAUGGCAGAGAGGCUGUCUUCUUCCUGCGCCGCAUCAAGGACGUGGUCGAGGAUCCCAGGAGGUUGCUGCUUGACAUAUAAGUUCACGCCCUGGCACUGCCCCGCCAACUGUUUUGUGCUUAUCUGGAAAUAAUACCAUGCAAAUUUUUUGACUGAUGAAAACUAGUUGCUUCCUCCGAAAGGCAGAAUCUGAGCUGAGGAUAUGGUGAGGUUUUUCCUAUAAUUGUAGAAGAGAGCACCAAACUCAACGCUGAGGUCAUGUUCACUUUUCCUAUCGAAGAUGUUCCAUUUCGGGAUGUAGUUCCCCGAACACUCGUUUGUUUACCAUGCAAAAGCAAUAGGGGCUACUGCAUUUUUGGGGUUUA
Messenger RNA from Setaria italica (foxtail millet), 1769 nucleotides. Its product is annotated as dihydrolipoyllysine-residue succinyltransferase component of 2-oxoglutarate dehydrogenase complex 1, mitochondrial. NCBI's taxonomy places the organism in Eukaryota, Viridiplantae, Streptophyta, Magnoliopsida, Poales, Poaceae. Gene Ontology annotation, biological process: tricarboxylic acid cycle. Gene Ontology annotation, molecular function: dihydrolipoyllysine-residue succinyltransferase activity. The record is from RefSeq and is a predicted model, not a curated record. The transcript has 13 exons. Gene Ontology annotation, cellular component: oxoglutarate dehydrogenase complex. Bases 145 to 1485 code for a protein of 446 amino acids.